Messenger RNA from Sclerotinia trifoliorum, 1949 nucleotides. NCBI's taxonomy places the organism in Eukaryota, Fungi, Ascomycota, Leotiomycetes, Helotiales, Sclerotiniaceae. The record is from the annotation of a GenBank genome assembly.
CUUUGAAAUGCCCACUCACCCGCACCACCCAAAUUGAGAUCACCCACCCAAAUUCUCUCUCCUACAGUCCUACUUCUUUUCCUCACCAAAUCUCUACCUACGAACUCUGUACACGCAAAUUUCACCCAUACAACAACUUCUCUGGUACUGGUAAGCAUCACCCAAAAUACUCUCUUCCUCUCAUACUGUAUCCUCCCUAUCAAAUACUUUUAUAUUGAACCUCAAUAUCAUAAUACUAUUGAAAACGCGCUUUUAUCUAUACCAAAAAGUCGAUGUUUCAUUAAGUAUUCAUCUAUUUGUACUUCAUUUGCCAUUGUACAAUACCUUUCUACAAUUGCUUCUCUUUUCAACUUCAUCGGCGCGUCAUCUUUCUGCUCGCGAUACUACAGCCAGCACUUGCACUCACACCUACUUCCACUCUCUACCAAGAAUAUAUAACUGAUUCAAUUUCAUCGCGUUGUAGAUCAACCACCGCAAGUUACAACUUGAAUAACUCUUGACAUCAAUUUACAUGUAAGUUUCUCCUUCGUUUUCUUCUUUCAUAUCUUUCAAUCUCGACGUCGUGAGGAAGUUAUUACCUUUGCGACUGAAUUCACCUCACAAACCAUUCACACCUCCAUACAAAAAUACACCAACACCUUCACGACGCGCCAUCACUCACAACCCCCAAAAAAUUAUCAUCUUUCCAUCGUCCACUUUUCGACUUCUUUUACUCAACCACAACCACUUUUCAUGCUCAUCGUCGCAAUUUUAUUACGAUCGCGUUAACUUUUCAAUCAACAAUACUGACUUGAAUUCUUCUUAUUUAGACUCAUCUACACAUAAUUCAAUAUGCCAAAGGAAAAGGCUCCCAAGCGCGCUGCCAAAGGCAGAACUGAGAAGAGAAAGAAGGGUAUGUAUAUGUUGACUUCUCAUUUACUGUCUGUCUCGAGAACUUGGUUACUAACUCAUUCUUCAAUAGAUCCUAAUGCACCAAAGCGUGGUCUCUCUGCCUAUAUGUUCUUCGCCAAUGAACAACGUGAUAACGUUCGUGAGGAGAACCCCGGAAUCUCUUUCGGUAUGAUCUGAAUUCCUGAUACUUAUCCUUGCAUCACUAACAUGAUAAAAUUAUAGGUCAAGUCGGAAAGGUUCUUGGUGAGCGCUGGAAGGCUUUGAAUGAGAAGCAAAGAGGUCCUUAUGAGGAGUCUGCCGCUAAGGAUAAGAAGCGUUAUGAAGAGGAGAAAGCCAAUUACAACGUAAGUCAUCAUCGACCUUGUCGACGCUAUGAAAAAUUAGCAUAAUACUAACAAAUACUUUUCACAGGCCGAUGCCGAGGAGGAAGAAUCUUCUUAGAGAUUUUCUUAACCAUUCAAAACUUCAAUCAUAUCAUCUCAAAAUCAAUAGUCUUGAUGGUUACUUUGUACCAAUCUUGAAGACCAUCAGUAUAAAAGAUGAUUUAAACAUACAAGUUGGGAGGUUCUCCGGGGUUUCCAGGUCAUCUUUUAACUACUUUUCAUUUGGGCUGGGGUGUUGUGUUUGCACAGGGGAUAUGGGAUGAUUCAACUUGAGCACUUGUUACCUUUCCUUUUCAUAACUGAUGAAUGAUCUCGUGGUAUCGUUUUUUGCUAUCGAUGGAUUUAUUAAUGGUUUGGUCUGAAUCUGGGUCUGGUUUGGGUCUGGUCUAGUCUAGAUCUAGAUCGGUCUAGAUCUAACGCACGAGAGAAAAGAAUCAUGGUGAAAGUUCUAAUUUCACAUUUUUUCUUUCUUCAUCUGGCUUCCAUAGUAUGCUUAUGAUGAAUGGUAUGAUGUGGAAUUUUACUGGAAAGAUUAUCUUUCUCUCUCGAGGAAAUGAUCUAGAUGGUAUUUUUCAUAUUUCUUAUUCUAUACCCUAUUCAAGCUAUCCAAUGUACCUAGUACCAUAGUACCAUAGUACCCGUAGUACCAGACUCAAUGCGUGUAACAAUGAUGUU